AUGAGCCUGACUGAUACAGAUAAUCAAGACAUUAUCAAUGAAUGUAAAAAAAUGCUUAGAACAACAAGUACAAGUUUGUAUGUUUACUCUCAUUCAUACAAAGUAAUGCAAUUAUCUCUUGAAAUUUAUGACUUAAUCUCACCACUUUGUAAGGUAAACAAAACCAAUUUAAUCAUGGGUGCUUUACUCCAUGAUAUCACUAAAACACGUUCUUUGGUUACAAAAGAAGAUCAUCCAUUAACAGGUGCUUGUGUUGCAAGAGAAUUAGGGUGUAGUGAAGCAAUUUGUCAAAUAAUUGCUCAACACGUCAAUCCAAUCAGAGUUCCAGGGAAAUUAACAGAAAUUGACAUUGUUUGUUAUGCUGAUAAAAGAGUAAAAUGGGACUAUAUAGUAACAAUGCAAGAACGAAUAGACGAUGUAUGUAUUCGUUAUGACAUAAAGAAAGACUCUCAAUUUUGCUCUGUCUGUACUCGUUCAUAUCUACAAAUUGAACAAGAAAUAGGCGAAUAUGCUAAGAAAAAUGGUCAAUGGGAUCAUUUUUUUGAAUUUAUCCAUCGUACAGAAGAAGGAAAAGUAACUCCAUUCAUUGGAAUGGAAAAAACGGAUUUAAUUUAAUAAAAAAACAAUGCCUCUUUAGUUUGUUUUAAUUAAUUUAGUUGGUUUAUUCUUGUUUAUGAAUAGCAUGGACUGGACAACACAGAAUGGCUUUAUUGCAUGACUCUAUCUCUUCUGGGGUUGUUGGUUGUUUUUUAACAUAAGAAUGAAUUUCACUAUUGAUUCGACCAAAAUUAUUAGGGGCAUGUCUUCUACAAUUUCCACAGUCAAUACAUUUUUUAUCAACAUAAUAAGGACCAGCAACAUUUUGUGGCCAACGUUCUAGAUUUCUUUGCAUAGGCUAAUAAUGAUUAAGUUAUUCUUUUUAAU
Entamoeba histolytica HM-1:IMSS is the source of this 924-nucleotide messenger RNA. RefSeq lists its product as uncharacterized. Bases 1 to 615 code for a protein of 204 amino acids. The record is from RefSeq and is a predicted model, not a curated record. Lineage: Eukaryota; Evosea; Mastigamoebida; Endamoebidae. The transcript has a single exon.